This is a messenger RNA of Anneissia japonica, 12076 nucleotides long. Its product is annotated as kalirin-like. Gene Ontology annotation, cellular component: cytoplasm. Gene Ontology annotation, molecular function: ATP binding; guanyl-nucleotide exchange factor activity; protein binding. Lineage: Eukaryota; Metazoa; Echinodermata; Crinoidea; Comatulida; Comatulidae. Gene Ontology annotation, biological process: protein phosphorylation; intracellular signal transduction; axon guidance. The record is from RefSeq and is a predicted model, not a curated record. The transcript has 63 exons. Bases 108 to 9641 code for a protein of 3177 amino acids.
UGAAUAUCGCUCGUCGGUAGUUUACAUGGCGGCUAUGUUUUGUUGUGAAUAUACCAAUCAAACAUGACUGAUUUUUGACAGUUAUAUAUCUUCCACACUCAUGAAAGAUGAGUUCGGAAGAGUUUGGAUUAGGUGCUACCGGUGUGGUAGGGUCUCCUGUUAGAAACAGUACCGGUUCCUCCAUGAGCUUGGGUAUCCGUGCAGUGGAUGUCUUACCAAUAUUAAAGGACAAAUUGGCGUUCGUAUCAGGAGGUCGUGAUAAGAGAGGUGGCCCUGUUUUGACUAUUUUAGCUAAACCAAACUUAGACCGGGUACGAGAAGAUGAUCUUAAGAGGCUCCUGCGUUACUUAGCCAGUAUUCCAAAGCAAGAAGUAAAAGAAUAUGGAUUUAGUAUAGUGAUUGAUAUGAGAGGCACAACAUGGAACUUGGUGAAACCACUUCUUAAAAUUUUACAGGAUUGCUUACCUGAUCAGAUCUACAUCGCAUACCUUAUAAAACCAGAUAGUCUCUGGCAAAAACACAAAGCUAGUCUUGGAACAUCAAAACUGAAGUUUGAGACACACAUGAUAUCUCUAGAAGGUUUACUGAAAGCUAUAGAUGUAUCUCAACUUACCAGUGAUUUAGAGGGACAUCUACCAUAUGACCAUGAAGAAUGGAUAGAAUUAAGACUUACUAUUGAGGAUUUUCUUUCCCGUGCAAUUUGUCUUAUGGAUCAAAUGGAGAAGCUACGUAUCGAGAUGAGCGCUAAAAAUCCAACCAACGACAUUCACGCUACCCAGCGGAGGAUUGAGGACCAUUCAAACCUUCGUAGGGAGAUUUACAAUAUCCCUAUUGAUCGAAUUAAUCAGGAUGGACAUCGUCUACUACGCAAAAUAUGCGGUUUUUCAGCUGAGGAAAGUACAACCGACAGUGGUUACGGGAGUAGCUGUGGUAGUUAUGGUGGACCACCGAGUAUGACAAAUCCAGAUAUUCAGAGUAUGAAUCCGUCGAUCAUGAAUCUGAUGGACAGCAUCGGCGUCCGGCGGCAGCAUCUGUAUCAUGUUUGGCAUCUCAAGAAGUUGAAGCUUGAUCAAGUUCUUCAGAUGAGACUCUUUGAACAGGACACCACCGAGAUUCUGGAAAAUUUGCAGCAUAACCAGGAUUUAUUUCUUGUGAACCACACGGACAUCGGAAACUCAGCGGCAAUGUCAGCUGAACUACAGCAGGAACAUGAACAUUUUGCAAAUAAAGUUAAGUCCAUGCACCAGGAUAUCAGUAACAUUCUGACAGUAUCAAGACAUCUAGUUGGCAGUGGUCACUAUGCUCAGGAAGAGAUCCAGUCCAGAGCAGACCAGUUACAGAAGGAAUGGAGAGCAUUUUCGAAGGCACUAGAUGAGAGAAGCAAGCUGUUGGAGAUGUCUGUUGCAUUCCAUAGCAAAGCGGAAGAGUAUUUGUCUCACGUGUGGGGAUGGGCUACACAUUGUCGAGGUCACAGUUCACCCUUGCCGACUAAAAUAGAGGAAUUGGAGUCUGCCCUACUUUCGCACCAACGUCUACAAGAAGAUAUAAACUAUAGCUAUGCUGAACUUCGAACCCAUGGACAACACAUGUUAAAUAAGCUGCAGCAGUUACAGGUGUGUGCAGAUGGUAAAUCUUUACUAGAUGCAUUACAGCAACCAGUGAGUGAGGAAAGCGAGGAUUCCGUUACCGCUCAGGCAGAUUAUUCAAAGUCUGCUACUCAUGUGCUGGAUGUAGUACAUGAGAUUCUUGAUAAUCAUCGACAUUUAGACGAGAUGUGGCAGCAACGUAAGACGGUAUUUCAGCAACAGUUGCAGUUGCUACUGUUUAAACAAGACGCUGAAGAGGUUUUAAAUUGGUUGGACAACUAUGGUGAGGUAUUCCUUGGAAAGCAUACCGGUAUUGGGAAAUCACUCAAAAAGGCUAAGUCACUACUAGAAAGGCAUGAGGAAUUUGAAUCUAGAGCUAAGAAUACAAUCACAAAUGCAGAUCGCCUGCUAGAGAAUGCUCGUCAGCUAAGCCAACGUGGAGAGUGCAAUCCUGAAGAAAUUCAACAUGUUGCUGGGAUACUUCAAGAAAAAGUUUUUGACUUUGUCAGUCGGGUCGAGAAACGACAAAAACUUCUAGGAUUGGCAGUAUCGUUCUAUACACAUAUCAAAGAGUUAACAAGUUGGUUUAAGGAGCUAAGGGAGAAGCUACAAACUGAAGAAAUUGGAGAAUGUGUGGAAGAUGCAGAGAAGAUUCUAGCAAAGUUUAAACACGAACAAGCGAUCACAAUUAAAGCUUGUUUAAACACAUUGAGUGAAGGUGAUUACUUUAUAGAGCAGCUAAGCACUGCAGCAAUGCAAGCACCAGAAGCAAAGUAUGGAGAGGCCUGUGGUCAUAUAGAAGCCAUGGUAACCAAUCUCCGUAGCAACCGGCUUCAGUUGAAUGAGAUGUGGGCGACCAAACGUAUUAAGCUCGAACUUUGCUUACAACUUAGACAAUUUGAGAAGGAUGCUUUAGAGCUAUCGAGUCAGCUUCAGAUGUGGAAAGCAGACUUAGAUUGCACUGAUAUACAAUUUGACUUUGACCUCCGCAAAGCCGAGGUCAUGUCGGAGCAACAUUGCAUGCUGAUGAUUAAUAUUGAAGACAACGCCAUCAGGCUAGUCCAACGGGGCCAGGAGCUGAGUCAGGCAUUUGAGGCAAACGGAGUUGAGAUGAUGUCCACUAGUCACAUGACGGCACAGAAUCGGAUCCAAGUUCUGCUGGAAUUGAUCCACGAAGAAUACCAAGAUGUUGAAAAGCUUGGAGCUAUACGACGACUCUUGCUGGAUCAAUGUAUUCAUCUACGACAUUUCGAAUUUGAGGCCCAUCAGGUAUUGGGAUGGAUCAAGACUGAGGAAGCCAUGCUGGCUACCAUGACAACCAUAAUUACAAAUCAGCAAGAGGCUGAGAAUCUCCUCGCUGACCAUCAGCAAUUUGAGAUGACAAUUGAGAAAACUCAAGAAAGUGCAAUACAGCUCCAGAAUCGAGCUGAACUACUAAUUGAUGGGGAGCACUAUGACAGUGAAGCCAUCUUCUAUUUAGCAAAAGAGGUGGAGAACCAUUGGCAUCAACUGAUUAUGAUGGCAGAGGAUCGACAGAAGCUCUUCACAUUUGCCUGUAACUUUUACAAGACAUCAGAGAGGGUAUUCUCUGUGUUGAGUGACCUUGUGCGGCAGUAUCGUGUUGAAGAAGACUGGUGCUGCUCUUCCAGCAAUGCUACCAUUAGUAUCGACGAGAUGCAGAAGCUGCUGAUGAAGCACCAGGACCAGAAAGAGAGCUUCCUGAAGGCAUGCACCAUGGUGCGGAAGAAUGGCAUCGGCUUCAUCAAGUAUUUAAACAAGUGCAACAGCCCAUUCCAGAUGCAUAUGCAUGUUGGCGUUGGGGAACAGACUAAAGCGCUAGAAUCUGAAGUACAACAGAAUCUAGAGGAUCUGAGACAAGCAGAAGACAACUGCCUAGAUAGGUGGGCACAGAAGAAACUUCGUCUGGAUCAGUGCUAUAAGUAUGUUAUGUUUGAAGUGAGCGCCCGCAAGUGUCUGGACUGGAUCCAUGAUAGCGGUGAAUACUAUUUAUCAACACACACCAACAUUGGCACAACGGUUGAAGAAACACAAGCCUUACUAGAUGAGCACAAUACAUUCAAAACAACUGCAAAGGAGACUCGUGAAUCUGUAAAACUUCUUCACCAACUCGCUGACAAUCUUGUCACGUCCCAUGCAGCUAGUAUCAAGUCAUGGGUAUCAACCGUGGAUAAGCUCUACAAGGAUUUUUCCACCCGUAUGGAUAAGUACCGCGCACGGCUGGAAGCAACCCUCGGAGUUAGCCAUCAGGAGGAAAUUCAAGACCUGUCAUUGGAUGCAUCACGCAUGUCCGAUCCAAUCCUUGAGGUCAAACUAAGACAUGUCCCCAAGGAGCUGAAUGAAAGCAAGAGAAAAUCAGCCAAGAAAAGAGAUUACAUCAUGCAGGAAUUGCUACAAACCGAGCAGGCUUACGUCAGGGACCUGGAGUAUUGUAUUAAAGCUGAAAAAUUUCAGAUGUAUGUAACAUAUUGCAAGAACAAGCCAGACUCAAACGCUCUCCUCAUUCAACAUGCAGCUACAUUCUUUGAUGAUUUGCAAGCUAAGCAUGACCUGGCUCUGUCGGUUCAGUCGUACUUAAUCAAACCAGUGCAGCGAAUCACAAAAUAUCAACUCCUACUAAAGGAUCUGAUGACCUGCUGUGAGGAAGGCACAGGUGAAAUGAAGGAGGGUUUGGAAGUUAUGCUGAAUGUUCCAAAGAAAGCAAAUGAUGCCAUGUCCCUCACUAUGUUGGAAGGUUUUGAGGACCUUGAGAUGGUUGGAGAUGUUUUGAUGCAAGAUACCUUACAAGUGUGGGAUACCAAACAAAUCAUACGUAAAGGUCGUGAACGUCAUCUGUUCUUAUUUGAACGUUUCCUAGUCUUCACCAAGGAAACCAAAGACAGUACUGGUAAAACCAAGUAUAUGUACAAGAGCAAGAUGGACACUGCUGAUCUAGGAAUCACUGAACAUAUUGAGGGUGACAGCUGCAAGUUUGCUGUUUGGACGGGAAAGACACCAACAUCAGAUAACAAGAUUGUAUUCAAGACUACAAGUUUAGAAAACAAACAAGAUUGGGUACGAAAUGUCCGAGAGGCCAUCCAGAGUAGACAUGGGCACUUAAGGAUAGCGACCAUUCAUGCCAGCCGAGGGAACAAUUUGAAGAAAGCAAAUUCCAUCCGCAAUUUGAGGCAGAAAGCGAACAGGUCAAGUUACCUUGACGACAGCACAGGAGAUGAUUGCUCUUUGAUUGACAGGCAAGAGCGUGCAUCAUUAACAUCUGUCUCCACCGUCAAUACGAAUAAGUCUGGGGACAGUGAUAAGUUUGAUACACUGAGUCAAGUCAGUUCAGACUAUGCACCAAUCCCCAGCCAUGAAUCUGUGAGGACGUCUAUCCAUAGCGACGAAGGACAAAUCUACCCACAAACUCCGCAAACUAUACCCACACCACAAAUAAAGUACGAAUCAAGACUCAACAGACGGGACAGUGGAGAGAUCUUGGAUGAAGUUAAGCCCCUCAAAGAGCAAAUUGAAUACACAAAACGGACAUCAGAAAGCUCAUCAUUGGACAGCUACUUUGAUGGGUCAACUUCCUGUUCAGGGUCGAACAUGGAGGAUGAUAAAUAUUCGAAUGAGGGAACAGGCUCCUCUUCAGUGCCUCUCGCAAAUUUAGGAAGUAAUGACUCACCGGUUUACAAGAGAAAAGGAAGUAUAAAAAAGUGGUUAAAGAGUCCUGUCAGGAGGAAACUCAGUGGGAAACAGUCUGACAAGAAAGAGCAAGCAAAUGGUAAAAGCUCUAAGCAACAACUUGGUAAUUCACAUAGUGAUCCUAGUAGUAAAGAUUAUGACCCACCACUGGCUCAGCAGGAAGACUUAGGAGAAGAGGAACGAGUUGCAAGCCAGGAGAAUCUAUUGUCAAAGAAAGGUACAAAAAUUGAACUUGUGACUGAGGACGAGGAGACAUAUGAAGCAGAACCUUCCCUCUUACCGCCUCCAAUGGAACUCCAGCGUCAUAGCAACCUAAUGUCCUCAAAGGAAGGAAAGGAAGAAAACAAAGAGUCACAAAUAUCCCUUGGUGCUAUCCCAGCCUGCAUCACAGGCUCAGCCUCUGAGAUAGCUGCAGAAAUUGAGCAAAUGGUUCGUCUAAGGAUGGAUGAAGAUAAAGAAAUAGAUACAAAGGAAGGAGAAUGUACUGAGGGUGUAAGUGAAGAUAAGGAAACAGCACCAGUGUCAGACGAAGAAGCAGAGGAAAAAGCAGUGGAAGAAAAGAAAGCCGCAGCAAUACUGAAAAGAUCAUUCCUUCUUCAGGAACUUGUUGAUACUGAAACAGAGUAUGUUCGAUAUUUGGGCAAAAUAGUAGAGGGUUAUAUGCAAACGAUGAAGGAAGGGAAUUUACCCCCAGAUAUGGAGGAAGGAAAGAUGAAGAUCGUCUUUGGUAACAUCCACCAGAUCUAUGAUUGGCACCGAGAUACAUUCCAAAUAGAAAUUGAAAAAUGUCUAGAAGAACCAUACCUAUUAGGAAUGCUUUUUCUGAAAUAUCAUAGACGUCUUCAGAUGUAUGUUCUUUACUGCCAGAAUAAACCAAAAUCUGAGUACAUUGUAUCUGAAUAUGAAUCAUUUUUUGAGGAGUUGAGAGUCAAAUUAGGGCACAAGCUGAAUUUGGCAGAUUUACUGAUUAAACCAGUUCAGAGGCUAAUGAAAUACCAACUUAUACUGAAGGAUAUACUGAAACAAACAAAGAAAGCAAAUGAAGACACAAAAGAUCUUGAAGGUGCUAUUGAAAAAAUGUGUGUGGUGCCUAAACAAGCUAAUGACAUGAUGGCAAUAGGUAGACUUCAAGGAUGGGAUGGUAAAAUCAAUGCACAGGGCAAUCUUUUAUUCCAAGACACACUUCUAGUGUCGGAAGGAGUAGGGACCGCAAAAUGGAAAGAACGCAGGGUGUUCAUGUUUGAACAAAUCAUCAUUUUCAGUGAACCGUUAGAAAAGAAGAAAGACUUCAGCAACCCAGGAUACAUAUUCAAGAACAGUGCUAAGAUAAACACUAUGUCCUUACUAGACCAAGAAGAUGAUCCAUUGAAGUUUGGUUUACGAGUAAAGACACAAGCAGGAACAGAAACAUUCUCCAUCCAAGCUAGUACACCAGAAUUAAAAUCAACAUGGAUACAUUACAUCAAGAAAGAGCUAAACAGACAGUAUGACUUUCUCAGAGCAAUCCAGUCACCAAUAGAAUACCAGAAGGAAUUGGAAUCAAGUAGUCCAAAUAAAUUUGGUUACUCGUCACCGACAAAAUCUAGUAAGGACUCCAAAAAGGGACAUUUUCUGAAGCUACGCAAGUCACAAAGUAGUCAAACUUCAAAAGACUCUGAAGAAGGGUCAGAUGAUAAUAUUAAUGCAACACAACAUUCAAGUUUAAAACGUGAACGGCGCAAACACACAACAGCCCCCGCUGCAAUUUCUGUCUUUGAAUUAAAGAAUAAGGAACAUUUAGAAGUGCCCAGAAAGGACGGUCCUAAAUCACCAGAUGUUGGACAUUUAGAUCGAGAAAAUUCACCUUCAAUACGCAAGAAAUUCUUUGACGGCUUUAUGUUUUGGUCAAAAUCAAAAGAGAAUUCUCCCGUAGGAUCAAAAGAAAGUCUAAAAUCCAGGGGAUCUGGAGAUUCUCAAUAUAAAGAUGUUUUAUCAUCGAAAGAGAGUCUAGGGAAAGGGAGCAGUAAGUCGCCGUCCCCAAUCUCAAGUCAUUCUGAUCUUGUUGGCAUUAGCCAUCAUGAAUCUCUUGUCAACAAUAAUAAGCCAUCUAGGAUUCCUGUACCAAAAGGUCAUGUAUCACGAAGUGAUAGUCCAACCAAAACUGCAAAAACUCACCGAGGCUCUGGCCCAGUAGAUACUAGUAAACAUAGUGUAAAUGGUUCACCAAGCCCUGUUGAACACAGGAGUGGAUCUAGUUCGAAGGAGAGUGGAAUUCCUGUUUCACGAAAGACAUUAACUGACAAUGUGUCAUUAAGGAUAAAAGAGAGAGCAUUCAACGAGGCAAAUAUUCAAAAUAAACAAAACCGCUCAAGCUGUGCUUCAGCUACAAGUUCUGAAGAUGUCUUUGAUGGUAGUGAGAACUCACCAUGUCUGGCAUCAGUGAUCACCACUUAUAAUGCCGUCAAGGAGGACGAGAUUAGCAUUGCUAAAGGAGAAACAGUGCAAAUAUUGGCAGCCAAUCAGCACGAUAUGUUCUUAGUCCACCGGCCCGCCAAUGACGUUUCACCGGCAGCCGAGGGAUGGAUACCGGCGCAUGUACUUGGGACAACGCGUGAACAGCUUCAAGCCGAAUCCUGUACUAAAUCACGGCAUGGCUCCUCAGAAUUCUGCGAGAACUGUAUGUAUGCAAAUGAGAUUGAUGUUGUCACACCGACAGGAAGGAGCAAAUCCGAAUGUCGGGAAACAAAUUUAACCAACAAAGUAUCAUUACAGUUGUUGCAUCCAAACUUUAUUUAUGAAGCUGCCCCAGAAUUUGUUAUUCCGCCAUUCAACCAGUGUGCUGUUGAGGGCUCAGUAGCAUCUUUUACUUGCCAAGUGAUCGGUCGACCCACGCCUAACAUCUCUUGGAAAGGACCGGACAACUCAGUACUUCAUCAGAACUUCAGAACUCGUAUGUUUGAGCUCCAUGAUGGACUAGCAGUAAUAGAAAUUGUUGGAUGUACAUUUGAGGAUCGUGGGAAAUAUACAUGCUUCGCAAGUAACGAUGCUGGGUCCAAAUCAUUAAGUGCAAUUUUAUCAGUAAAAGGUAAGCCAGGCUCACCAAGUAUUCCUACCAUCCAUGAUAAGACACCAACUUCUGUAGUAAUUCGAUGGCAACCACCUGAACACACUGGCAACUGCUCAAUCACUGCAUUCACUGUUGAAUGUGCUCAAAAAGGCAAAUCUACCGUGAAAUGGGAAGUGGUAGCCGUGUGUGUAGUUGACCUUUCAUAUCAUGUGGAAGGAUUAACUCCCGGGGGAAUGUAUGUGUUUCGUAUCAGUGCUAACAAUGAAGUUGGGAUUAGUUUGCCUAGCGAGCCAUCUGAAACAGUUACCCUACCUGAAAUGGUUGGACCAGUGUCCAAUACGACAGGACUGGUCACUCUCUGGAGGACAGACUUUGAAGACAAUUUUGUGCUUCUUGGGGAACUUGGAAGAGGGCGUUUUUCUGUAGUAAGGAUGUGCAGUGACCGUGUCAACCAAAGGGAUGUAGCUGCAAAGUUCAUCACCAAGAAGCUUAUGUGUAAAGAUCAAGUUGAGAGUGAGAUGGCUGUUCUAAGAAGUAUCCUCCACCCCUCCAUUGUCCCAUUCAUUAGUUGUUUUGAAACACCACAAAUGUUGAUCUUAAUACUAGAUUUGGUUCCAAAUGGCCGUCUGUUUGAUUUUAUUGUGAAGUUACCUGUGUAUAGUGAACGGCAAGCAGCCACCUAUCUACAGCAAGUCUUGGAAGCUUUGGUGUACCUGCAUACGUGUAGGAUAGCUCACUUGGACUUGAAGCCUGAGAAUAUUCUGGUAGAUCUAAGCAGCAUGAGUCCGGUGUUAAAGUUGAUUGAUUUUGGCGAUUCUGUUCACAUUGACCAUAAACACUACAUCCACACUUUACAAGGAAGUCCUGAGUUCGCUGCACCGGAACUCAUCAACAAGUACUACGUUGAUGUUAAUACUGAUAUGUGGAGCUUUGGUGUGCUGACAUAUGUAAUGUUGAGUGGCGUGUCGCCAUUUCUUGAUGACAGUGUAGAAGAAACAUGCCUAAAUGUGACAAAGGUUGACUACUGUUUUCCUGAUGAAUAUUUUGGUGACAUCAGUGAAGUAGCCAAAAAAUUCAUAUCAGCUUUGCUUCUUCUGGAAAUCAGUGAAAGGAAUUCGGCAAAAGAUAGUAUGGAGCAUCCAUGGAUAAAGACUGUCUCUAAAAACUCAACCAUUGAUUCGCCAUCAAAACAGCUUGACACAACAAGAAUAGCAGACUUCAUCACAAGAAGGAAAACUCAGAAUGAUAUACAUCCAGUGAUACCUGUGUCAUCACAUUACCUGAUUGGUAAAACAUCAACUGUAUAACACACCAAGCAAGUAUUGCAUUUCUUGAUUGGUCAGUUAUGUAACACUAAGCAAGUGUUGCAUUACCUGAUUGGUCAAAUUUGGAAUGGAACUGUGACUUGGUGGUUUAAGGUGUCAGCUUUCUGAUACCUAGGGCACCCCCUCAUAAUAAACACUUGAUUAUUACAGGUCCCAAAUUACCAAUGUUUCUGCAUGGAUUUCUUUAGGUAUGGAGAGAUUACAAACAAAAAAAAACUAUAGAAUAUGAAUAAAAUGUUUUGAAUAAAUAAUAAGGAACAUGACAGGAGUAUAUUUGCAUCUUAUUUUGCCUAUCUUUCCCAUCCAUGUCUGGUCCGACAUAAAUAAAUAUACAUUAAGAUUAAAUAAAUAAUUAAAAUUAAUUAAUUCACAUAAUAAUGCGGAAAAUGGCUACAUGUACACUCGGCAGGUGGAAAACGGCGCCACGAGCACCCCUACUAGGAAUGGAUACGUGCGCGUAACAAAAUGACAUUAUUAUUAUUAUUUAAUAAUAAAUUAGGUAAAACUAAACCAAAAAUUAAUAUAAUUGUGUAAUUUCUAUUAGGAAAAUUUGCAGCUAGAACAAUUUAACUGUCUUACUUUAGGAAUAUACUUAAAAUAUAGCUUCAGUGUUAGAAUAGAGCCUUGUUCAUUUCCAUAUCACCAGGUGCCCUCUAUACAAUGCCAGUGGUUAUGCAAUGUGCUGUUAUUAAAAUCUUUCACUUGAAAAUGAAGGACAUUUCCAAAUUACAGGUAAUUAAACUGUAAUUAAAACAACAAAGACUCUUUAUAUCAGUUAAAUAGUUGCCACUGUGUUCAUUAAGAUUUUAAAUAUGUUUUUAUUUUUUACACUCUUUCAUGAAUUAUAAUUUAUCAGUGAUUGGUAGUUGUAUUCAUCACAACAUCAUCAGGUUCAAUUUGGAUGUGCAUAUUCUAGUAGAAUAAGACAUUGAAAUGAGUGCUACGGAAGUAGCAAAACUUGUAAAAAUUAGAUUAUUUAGAGGCGUAUUGCUACUACCUCUAAGUGUGUGUAAGUGGAUUGCUGUGCGUGUAUGUGUUUGUAACCAAGACUGUACAAUUUGUAAAUAUCACCAACUAUAAUAUAUGUAGAAAGAGAAAAAAACAUGAUGUAUAAAUUACUUUCAGAUCAAUUACUGUAUUUUUAUUUUAAAUUUAAAAAUUGUAGAAAAUGAUUAUUUAAAAAUAAUUGUGUGGAUGAACUCAUCCAAUUGGUAUCCAUAGAGGUCAUUGCUAAUAAUGAAUAUUCAUAAGCAAGGUGUGCAAGAUUGUAAUGCAUCAUCCGAUCUUUAGGUCAGUAUUUAUAAUAUACCAAAUGAUGUGUCUCAUUUUCGUAUUGAUUUACAACAGUAUUGAGUCGGAUGUUGAUCAUGCCGAAUCACGAUAAUAAAUUGGACUUUUAGGAUAUUUAUUUGAAAUGAAUUAAUGACAAUGCAAUGAAAUAUGAUUGUGUAUAGUGUACAUCUAUGCCUAAUAUACAUCAUGUAUUAAUGUAAUCAUGACUAAUAAUUAUUGAUACAUUAAUAUAUAUAGUAUUUUGGUUUGUUUUUUUUUUUAAGUUUUUAAUCAAUGUGUACUUUUGGGUCUAUUUACUAGAAGUUCACCAUAAAAACGUAUUAUUGAAACUGAUUAAAUAUUGAGUGCAAAGCAGAGUAUUUAGAGUACUGACUCUAGUAAAUCCAUCAGGUCCUUAAAUAUUGAAGAUAUAUCUCCAACUCUGUCCACACUAUACAUAUGACAAAUACCUGUGAUUUGGCCAUAUAUGGAUGUGCUGUGACAUUCUCAUGCCUGUAUAUGGAGUGGAGUUGAAUAGGUUAGUGAUUAAAUUGCUUACAGUACAUCUAAUGUAAAGCUUUUUCUCACGACUUAAAACAACUCCACUCCCUCCUAAAGAGACUUCCCUGAUGAAAAAGCAUCACAUUAUUUUAACUUAUUUAAGGCCCUGAAUAUCAGCCGACCUUCUAUGAUACGCUGGAAGGGUCACCCUCUAUAAAUAUGCAAAAAAAUAUCAUCACUGGUAUUUGUCAAAAAACAAAGCAUAACUCACCAUGACAGCCAAUUGCCCAUUUGCUGGUGCCACAACUGUCUCUGUGUUCAGCAUUUUGGGAUGAACAUUAAACCAAAUGCUUGGGAAGAGAUUUUUAAUUCUUUUUUUUUUCUUAUGUUUCCUGUAACUAAUAUUAUUUUUUAGUCUGAGUGUUUCUACUGUUGAAAGCAAUAUGGUUGUAGUAAAUUGGAAUGACUUAUUUUAUAGUAGUAAAUUCAUACAGGUAAUUAAUAACUGUAAUCCCUUUUGUGUGUGUCAUUUCUUUAAGAUAAUAGAGACGCCUUGCCAACUAUACACCAUCGUUGGUGCACCUGUUCCCUACUGAAUUUUAGUGGACAAUAAAUGAGAGUUUGGACUCUGAUGUAAGACUGAA